Messenger RNA from Diabrotica balteata, 621 nucleotides. The record is from the annotation of a GenBank genome assembly. NCBI's taxonomy places the organism in Eukaryota, Metazoa, Arthropoda, Insecta, Coleoptera, Chrysomelidae.
AAAUUUUUAGCAAAGUAAAGUUUCUUCAUAAAAUAAUCAAUUAAAAAUGUUCAGAAAUACAGCUAUCCGUGCUCACUCAAUUUUAAGGACAGCGCUUGUUGCUCCUAAGCCAAAUGUAUCUACGAUGAGAUUGAUGUCAAGCCACAGUACCGAAACUGAUGAGCAGUUUGAUAGCCGUUACGAAAACUUCUUCAACAGAAAAGAUAUCGAUGGAUGGGAAAUCAGAAGAGGUAUCAAUGAUUUAUGGGGUCAUGACUUGGUUCCAGAGCCAAAAAUUCUUAUUGCUGCAUUAAAGGCCUGUCGCAGAGUAAAUGAUUUUGCUUUGGCAGUAAGGAUACUAGAAGCCACUAAGGACAAAUGUGGAAGUAAAGUUAAUGAAAUUUACCCAUACAUUAUUCAAGAACUGAGACCUACUUUGACAGAAUUAGGCCUCAAUACCCCAGAGGAGCUUGGUUAUGACAAGCCCGAGCUGCACCUACAGUCUGUAUUCCACAUGUAAUUAAUUAAAUGUAUAGUUAAGUUAUUUCAAGCAUCUUAUUGUAGCUUCUCUAAAUAAUUUGAAAUAAAAUAUUCACAAGUAUUUAGGUUCUGAUGAACUCUAAUAUAAUUUUUUAUGUCACU